Molecule: messenger RNA, 923 nt
Organism: Phytophthora sojae
Lineage: Eukaryota; Oomycota; Peronosporomycetes; Peronosporales; Peronosporaceae
Exons: 1
Coding region: 73-669 (198 amino acids)
Molecular function (GO): DNA binding
Source: RefSeq, a predicted model, not a curated record
AGCAAGCAGCCAGCCAAGCCAGCGGCACUUCUCUCCGGACACGCCACCGACAGUUCCAGUCUCUCCGUCACCAUGAACGCGGUUGCUGCCGGAUCAAGCUCCCCUGUGCCUUCUUCCAAGCCCAAGGCCAAGCCCAUUUCGCCGACGGCCAAGGGGAUCUGGUCGCUCGAGGAGCAUGACCGCUUCCUUGAGGCCAUGAAGCUCUACCCCAAGGGUCCGUGGAAGAGCAUCGCCGACCACAUCGCCACUCGCUCCGUGCGCCAGGUGCAGACCCACGCGCAAAAGUAUCAGGAGAAGGUGUCGCGCCGCCUGCGUGGACUGCGCAAGUCGAAGAAAAAACUCGUGCGCCCCGAGCACCGCAUCGACGACGACACCAUGGAGCUGUGCAAGCUGGUGGACUGCGCGGCGGAGAAACUUGUAGCAGCAAGCAAGAAGUCGUCGUCGCGAGCCAGUGGACCCAAGCUCGAGCCGCUACAGAAGAAGAACCUGGUGAAGGAGGAGCCCGCCGAGGCGCAUAGCAGCCCGCGCGGUACCGACGUGGAGAUGAAGACUGAUGACUUCUUGCCGCUGCCGUUCCUCGACUUUGGCGAUGACAUCGACCUGGAUCCCGUCCACAUCCCAACGGUGAGCGAGUCACUAGACUUCCUGAUCGACUACCUGUCGAUAUAACCUCCUGCAGCUGGGGAUCAGUUGCUAUUAGUUCGGUAGCGACGGGAUAGACCCGUCAUUAUUUGGUGAGGUAUCCGUGAACGAGCCCCUCGUUCCACGCGAGGUGGCUUCAUAUUUAUAUCAUAAAGAGGAACCAAUACAAGCCUUUAUCAAUGGGGAGGACGUGUCGACGGAGCAGCUUGGACGGACGGCCACGGAACGCGGCUGGAGACCCGAGUUGAUCCCCGACACAGCAGCCCCCGCUUGAUCCUUCG